Molecule: messenger RNA, 1940 nt
Organism: Syngnathus typhle (broad-nosed pipefish)
Lineage: Eukaryota; Metazoa; Chordata; Actinopteri; Syngnathiformes; Syngnathidae
Gene: pou3f3b
Product: POU class 3 homeobox 3b
Exons: 2
Coding region: 606-1940 (444 amino acids)
Biological process (GO): brain development; regulation of transcription by RNA polymerase II
Cellular component (GO): nucleus
Molecular function (GO): DNA-binding transcription factor activity, RNA polymerase II-specific; RNA polymerase II cis-regulatory region sequence-specific DNA binding
Source: RefSeq, a predicted model, not a curated record
CUUCAACUGGAGUUUGCGGUUUGGCAGCUUUAAAUAUAUCAAAACGGAACAAAGAGAAAGACUCCUCACUGCUGUAAAAAGAAGAGAGAGAAAAGAAUAAAGCGAGGGAGAAAUCGGACCGAAUUACAAAAGGACUCCGCUCGUGUUUUUUGUUUUGUUUUUAACAUCUAACGGGAACAUAAACUGGAACUGUGUGGACAAUUUGCAAGCUUUUUCCUUUCUUUUUUUUUUCUCCUGAUCACCGAAACUUUUUUGGGGGGGACGACGCUUUUUCCAUUCAUAAUUGAAUUUUAAUGUCCACAUUUUCACCCGAGCAACUUUGUACACGGACUGCACAUGUUUUAAAGGGAUUUUUGCGAAGCUGGAGUUUGUAUUCGUCCAUCUCGCGUGCACAGCUGCCCGCGCGGAUGCUGUAAAUGCAUGCGGAUUUUAUUCAGUUUUCCGAAACCGUCGUUUUGGCGUAUUUACGCACGCAUGGUGUGUGGCAAGCCAUAACUACUUUUUGACGUUUGAAUAAUUCAUGAGGCAUAAUUUGCCUACACGAAAGAAGUGACUGUAGAAAGGGAGGGGGGCGAUCCACCAACAUAUUCAUAAGGCUUGACGGAAUGGCCACCGCGGCUUCCAAUCCUUAUCUGGGCAGCAAUAGCAUCCUAUCGUCGGGCUCGAUCGUGCACUCUGACUCAGGAGGCGGUGGCAUGCAGCCGGGCAGCGCUGCUGUUACCUCGGGCUCCGGGGGCUACAGAGGGGACCCCUCCAUCAAGAUGGUGCAAAGUGACUUUAUGCAAGGCGCAAUGGCAGCCAGCAACGGAGGACACAUGCUGAGCCAUGCCCACCAGUGGGUGACCUCGCUCCCGCACGCCGCCGCCGCAGCUGCAGCCGCCGCGGUGGCCGCCGCCGAAGCCGGCUCCCCCUGGUCGUCGAGCCCGGUCGGCAUGAGCGCCAGUCCGCAGCAGCAGGACGUGAAAAACUCCGCCAGGGACGACCUGCACACGGGCACGGCGCUGCACCACCGGCCGCCGGUGCCGCCUCACUUGGCGGCCCACCAGACUCACGCCGGGGCUUGGGGCAGCAGCACCGCGGCGCACAUUAACUCCAUAUCGGGUGGGCAGCAGCAACAGCAGCAACAGCAGCAGCAGUCGCUCAUCUACUCCCAGCCGGGAGGCUUCACUGUGAACGGCAUGCUCAGCCCCGGGAGCCAGAGCCUGGUGCACCCGGGCUUGGUCCGGGGCGACACCCCGGAUCUGGACCACGGCGCGCACCACCACCACCAUCACCAGCAUCACCCGCACCACCAGCACCACGGCGGCGUCAACAGCCACGACCCGCACUCGGACGACGACACGCCGACAUCGGACGACUUGGAGCAGUUCGCCAAGCAGUUCAAGCAGCGGAGGAUCAAACUGGGCUUCACCCAGGCGGACGUGGGCCUGGCGCUGGGCACCCUUUACGGCAACGUCUUCUCGCAGACGACCAUCUGCAGAUUCGAAGCUCUGCAGCUCAGUUUCAAGAACAUGUGCAAGCUCAAGCCGCUGCUGAACAAGUGGCUGGAGGAAGCCGACUCGUCCACCGGCAGCCCCACCAGCAUCGACAAGAUCGCCGCGCAGGGCAGAAAGAGGAAGAAGCGCACGUCCAUCGAGGUGAGCGUCAAGGGGGCUCUGGAGAGCCACUUCCUCAAGUGUCCCAAGCCCUCGGCCCAGGAAAUCAGCACCCUGGCGGACAACCUGCAGCUGGAGAAGGAAGUGGUCCGAGUGUGGUUUUGCAAUAGGAGACAGAAGGAAAAGCGGAUGACGCCCCCGGGAGUGGCGCAGACGCCGGAGGAUGUGUACUCUCAGGUCGGCAAUGGGCAUUUUUUAGUAGAUUACUUAAAAGAUGCAAGUGAGGCGAGCGACCAGAGGGUGACAACCACAAGUUCAUUCCACCAGGUAAUUUUGGCGCAUUGA